AACGAUUUCAAAAACACGUUGUGGAUAGGCAUCCAGUAUCGUCGUCCUCUGAAGCUUUGGAAUGCGUUAACUCCUUCCAAGUUUAAACACUACCCCCUCAUUCUCACCUUUCAUUUCCCUCUGGAUGCUUAUUGCGCGCAUCUCGAACAAUACCUCAAGAUCGCUUCAUACAAUAUCAAUUCAUACACGUCUUGAAAAUAGCUCUAAAUUCACCCGCAUUCAAUCGCGCUUCCAGCAUAGAAGACUCUCAGUUUACCCGAAAUACAACGCUUUGUCUAAACUUUUACUCAGAACGACGACCAGCCCAUCCCAAAUAUCGACCUCGACGAUAAUGAGCACUAUAGAGCGUUCUUCUCCACCUUCUCCCAUCUCACCGCCAACACCCCCCGAACACCCUUCCAAAGUCCUCGUUCUUGGCGCUGGAAAUUUUGGCAGUUGUCUUGCUGACCACCUUGGGGACUCACACCAUGAAGUUUAUCUAUGGGCGAGAGAAGCAGCAAUAGUGAAACAUUUCAACGAACAUCAUAGAAAUCCAAAAUAUCUCAAGCACCACCACUUCUCUCGCAACAUUACUGCCGUCGGACCUGAGCUUCCAGAUGCUGAAUUCAUACAAAAUAUGGAUGUGGUUCUCUUUGCCAUACCUACGCAGUUUCUCAGGGAGACACUCAAGAAAAUGCACUUCCAUUUCACUAAGAAUCUGGAAAGCCGACCUCUAUUGAUCUUCGUUAACAAGGGUAUUGAAGUGGGAACACAUGCUUUGACUCUGGAAAUUAUUGCAGACACCUGUGGCCCUGAUGUCGCCAAGGCUGCCACAUUUAUUUCAGGUCCAUCAUUUGCUAAGGAAGUUGUACAAAGACAGCCAACCUCAGUCUCCGUCGCCUCAUUAACUGAAUCGGAAGCGGACAGGGCGGCCUUACUAUUCCAUCAACCACACUUUCGUUGUUACACCGGGAACGACCCCAUUGGGCUUGAACUCUCUGGCGCUCUCAAAAACGUGUACGCAAUUGCAGCUGGGGCCGCCGACGGCCUCGGCUUCGAGAAUAAUACCAGAGCUAUGCUCAUUACCCGUGGGUUGGCAGAAAUGACUCGCAUCGGGACCGCUUAUGGUGCUUCCCCUCUCACAUUUUUGGGUCUCGCUGGUAUCGGAGACCUAUUCUUGACAUGUAAUUCGCCCAACAGCCGUAACUAUACAGUUGGAUAUCGGUUGGGGAAAGGUGAACCUCUCGACAUGAUCACCAAGACGCUUGGGAGUGUUGCGGAAGGAGUCUCUACGGCGAAGGGUGUGAAAAUCAUUGUGGACGAAUUAGGCAUCCAAGCCCCAAUUGCAACCUUCAUUUAUGAGGUCCUUUACGAAGGAAAAGAUGUCCUUGUAGCUGUGCGGGAAUUGAUGGAGCUCCCUCCUUCAAGGGAAUUGGAUUUAUCUCCAACAACUGGCGCACCUGCGAGGAAACUGAUGGAGAAGUUAGGGUUGGACUCUACAAACUGACGAGCGAAUUGGAAAAACCGGGUCAUAAGGACAUGCGUUAUAUUGAGAAACAUCUGCCAAUUCGUCCAAUCAGUUACUUAGCGAACGCAACAAUGCCACAACUUGGGCCGUAAGCGUCAAUGUCGAAUAUUUACCCAGGCCGGGAGAAUGAGAAACUCAGCUAUUAUCAUUGAUCCGUAGAACAAUAUGAGGCCGUUAAAUACUGGCUGCGGUGUAUCUGGU
Messenger RNA from Marasmius oreades (fairy-ring Marasmius), 1708 nucleotides. RefSeq lists its product as uncharacterized. Gene Ontology annotation, biological process: carbohydrate metabolic process; glycerol-3-phosphate catabolic process. The transcript has 8 exons. The record is from RefSeq and is a predicted model, not a curated record. Gene Ontology annotation, cellular component: cytosol; glycerol-3-phosphate dehydrogenase (FAD) complex. Gene Ontology annotation, molecular function: NAD binding; glycerol-3-phosphate dehydrogenase [NAD(P)+] activity. Lineage: Eukaryota; Fungi; Basidiomycota; Agaricomycetes; Agaricales; Marasmiaceae. The coding region runs from base 125 to 1486 and encodes 453 amino acids.